GUGAGCCCUCUGCAGGAUUAUUGCGAUCUGACACCAGCCCGGGAUUGCAUGGCGCCGAGUGACUUCGCUUGCUGACUUUCUGCAGCUUUUUUUGAUGGAGACCCUGCACGGAAUCAGCAAGGACUCAGCUGUUCGGGGCAGUAUCGUGGCGCAAAUGCAACGCUGAAUUCACCAUGGGUCUCCCGAAUCCUUUCCUUUUGCCAGCAUCAUCUCGUUACUAUCAUUUCUUUGGGCUUUUUCUGCUCAACGUGUGGAUAUCUCUUGCCCAGUUUGCCCCAGAAUGCUACCCAGGAGGAUAUCAUAUUCUUCAGAACGCUCAGCGCAGCAUUCACUUUGAUUCGAUUGAGCUACAGCAGUUUGCAAUCCAGGACCUGAUAUGCGAUCAUUCCCUGACACCGGGAUGGUACCGUUUCAUGAUUGGAGAUCAGCCAGCAGAAAUGCCAACCAAAUGUAUUGAAAUGAAUAAAUGUGGCACACAAGCUCCAGUUUGGCUUUCCCUUGAAGACUCCAACUCGUUGCCUCAUCCUGGUGAAGUAAAGAAACUUACAGCCUGCGCUACGUGGCAGUUCUUCAUGGGCAGCAUCAAAGACUGCUGUUUAUUUCGGAUCCCUGUAUCUCUUAGGAACUGUGGGUCAUUCUUUGUUUAUUACCUUCAACCUACUCAGGGAUGCAUGGGCUACUGUGCUACUGAAGCAAUUGCAGAAACGAAAUCACUGUCCUGUGCUCCAGGGGGAGUAACAAUAGAUGGAACCUGUCAAGCUAAGCUUCCCAAUCUACUUGACAAACCAGUGAUUACUCCAGAGUUAGUGGGUACCAGCAUCCACCUGAAGUGCAGUUAUGUGAAAUCUGCUUUAAACAGUACUGUAGCGUAUGUGGUGGUGUGGUCACGGGUUUCUCCACUUAACAUGAAGGAAGAGAUAAAGAGAGACACAACCCAUCAACUGUUCUCGUUUGUGGAGAUGGAUGGGAUGACUUUAAAACUGGGAGAUACGGUUUACUGUAGUGUAUCAGCCUUCUUGAGGGGUUCUCCAGAUAUACGUAGUUUUCCCAGGGAUAGUGAACCAUUCUUCGCUGGGAUUAAGUUUGACCCAGUGUCUUUGCAAAUCACAGAAGAUGGUAAAGCACAUAUGUUGUUGAUCCAAAGUACCAUCCCUAUCGUUUGUCUGGAAGAAGGUCAGGAUGUAAACAGUUGUAAAAUAGCACUGCAACUCACUAUUAAUGAUUCAGAUAGUCUGGGUUCCACAACCCUGAACAUAGCACUAUCCUCAUGCCAGGUGGAUUUGGUACAGAUGCCUGCUUGUACAGGUGGCAGCUGUGCAAGAAGCUCACUCUCUGUGAUGGCUGUAACUGAUUUUGCACGCGAUGGAAAUCGUGUCAGCAGUAUUAGAAUUGAGCCAAUUCAAUCAAAACAUCUCCUUUGGCGGGGUUACUCCCCAAAGGAAAUAAAGGUGAUCGUUCAAGACCUCCCAACAGGAAAUUGUUAUUCUUUCACUGAUCCCCAUAUUAUCACCUUUGAUGGCAGACGCUAUGACAACCAUAAAACUGGGACUUUUAUUUUGUACAAGAGCCUUUUGCGAGAAUUUGAAGUUCAUGUGCGUCAGUGGGAUUGUGGCAGCCGCCACUAUGCUGUAUCAUGUAACUGUGGAGUGGUUGCCAGGGAGGGUGAUGACAUCAUUGCAUUUGACAUGUGCAACGGGCACUUUCAAGAAACCAGGCCUCAUUUGUCAGUGAAAAGCAGUGGACCAGAACCACAUCAUAUCAAAAUAAUGGACGCACACCAAGGAAAGAAGAUCACUAUCAUGUUCCCGUCAGGAGCAUUUGUUCGUUCAGAUGUAAGUGACUGGGGAAUGAGCAUAACAGUACGGGCUCCCAGCAUAGAUUUCAACAAUACAAGAGGUCUCUGUGGAAUCUUUGACCGAAACAGUAAUAAUGACUUCCAUGGUGCCGAUGGGGUUCCAUUGGCAGCUGCAUAUUGGAAUAAUGCCCCUGACGAUUUCAUCGAGGAAUGGAGAGUACAUCCAGGAGAAAGUUUGUUUGACAAGACACCACCAUCCUCUGAGAGACAAAAACGCAGAAAUUAUUGCGGUUGUCGAAAGGAAUAUGCUAUGUCUCUCCAUUCGUUUAAUAAGCUGACCACUGAAUAUGGUCAUUCUCAUCUAUCGUCUAGUUGCCAGGCAUAUGACAAUGUGGAUUUGACUUCAGUGAUUCCUUUUUUGGAUGUUACUGCAGAAUACAUAAACAAUCCAGAACUGUCCAUGUUCAAAAAGCGUGAUGUAACUGAGUCUUCUAAAAAGUCAGAAGGACAUACAGAUUUGCAAAAAUACUUUCAAGCACCUGGUUCCAAAAGCCAGCUGUUUAUUUCUACCGGUCAGUCGGUGGGAUAUUCCCGAUGGCCAGACAUAACUGAUCUUGUUGAACCAAAGAUUACAUUACGUAGAGUAAAAAGGCAAGAUUAUUAUGAAUACCUACCAAUAUUCACAUUCCAGAGCCUUAGUCAAACUGAUCUAGAAAGCUUAACUUACUUUUUCCCAGAAGACCAUCUGUCUGGAAACCGGCCUGGUGUGCAGCCAACAUGGCCAACUCCAAGUGGAUUGACGUCAGCUAAAGCCCUUGAGGUUUGUCAACAAGCCCUUAGAAAUUCCACAAUUGGUGUGGUGUGUCAAGACUUCCUAGGAAGAAAGCUUAUUGAGGCUGUGGAGCUCUGCAUUUUAGACUUGCAACUUAAAGAUGAUCUUGCUUGGGAGGAAGGGUUGCUGGCAUUUCUUGACAAUGAGUGUGAAGGAAAACUCUUGGAAAAAAGACAUAAAUGGGCCCAUGGAACAGAUGUUGAAGAAAUAGUUACAGCUCUCCGAUGUCCAAAUCGAUGCAGUGGGAAUGGGCAGUGUACAGCAUGGGGCUGCCAGUGCUUUGCUGAGUACAGCUCCCAUGACUGCAGUGUUGCUAAUGGUCAGAUUCCUGAGAUUACCGAUCUGGAGAAUGGUGGCCUGUGUGAUAUUCGAAUCUAUGAGUGCAGCAGCAUCCGAGUAUUUGGUCUGGGCUUCAGAGACUCACCCAGUCUCCAGUGUGAAGCUACUACUCUAAAGUAUGUGAAUGAAGAAUGGAUUCUGGGAGCUACACAGAUAACGAAGGCAACAUUCCUGAGUACCAAAGCUGUUGAUUGCCAAAUUCCAGCACUGACAAGUUUGGCUAUCGAGACUGUGGAUUUCAUGUUUUCAGAUAAACCUUUUGCCAGGUGGCAAAUAAAGAUUACAAAUGAUGGAACCUUGUUUAGUAAUACGAAAGUCCUAACACUGUAUGAUGGGGUUUGCCAGAUCUGUGAUAACAUGCCUCAUGGAACUUGUAAGUUGAAGGAAAAGACCUGUAAUAUAGAUGGCUUAUGCUAUGGUGAAGGAGACACAAACCCAACAAGCCUUUGUUUACAUUGCAGGCCUGGCAUAUCCAAAUUCACCUGGUCUAUAAAUGAAAACAAUCAGCCACCAAUUUACCAGCCGUCCACAGCUAAGCUCCAGACUUUCUUUGGUGAAAAUUUUGUCUACCAGUUCACGGCUGUGGACCCUGAAGGAUCAGCAGUCCUAUUCUUGCUGGAAUCUGGACCACAGAAUGGCAGCCUAUCACCUGCAGGUCUUCUGAUCUGGAAAGUGAAUUCUCAAGAGUCUGGCAACUUCAGCUUUACUGUAGCUGAUGAAUGCAAUGCACAAAGCACAUAUUCUGUUCAGGUUUUAGUGAAGCCAUGUGGCUGCGCUAAUGGUGGAACAUGUGUUACAAAUAUCAAUUUCCCCCCAGGAAGUGGAGAAUACCUCUGUGUGUGUCUUGUUGGUUUUAAAGGGGAGCUUUGCCAAGAAAACAUAGAUGAAUGUAAAUCAAAUCCAUGUGGUGUUGGCACCUGUGUGGAUGGCAUCAACAACUACACAUGCAACUGUCCAGCUGGUCUCACAGGAUUUGUGUGUCAAGAAGAUGUUAACGAAUGCAAAAAGGCUGCAUGUUUUCCUGGAGUCCUUUGUUUCAAUAAUUUUGGAUCUUACAAAUGUGGAAGUUGCCCACGGAAAAUGCAGGGUGAUGGCCGAUCUUGCAAACCCCUAACCUCUGUCCCACAGAACACAAUUACUUGUGCAAAUAAACCCUGCUUCCCAGGAGUUCAGUGUUUUGAUCGGAAACCACCUUCUGUUGGUUUUGCUUGUGGACGCUGCCCCGUAGGAUUCUUUGGCACUGGGCGAACAUGUAUGAAGAUCCCGCGGCAUGUUUCCCCACAUAUUGUGUCAAGAUUUCGUCAACACUGGUUUCCCACUCUGAGAAUGAACAACGGGCCAGUUAAACUGCCACCAGUGAGCCAACAAACCACUCCUGGCUUUACUCCUUUGGCUGGCGGAGUGACAAUGGAGAAAGCCGUUACUAAAGCUAAACCACCUCCAACUCUCAAGACAGAUAAGCCAUACACGACUUUAAGCUUAUCAUCUUCCAUUGGCACUAUGAUGACAGAUCCUGCAAUCCUCAGCUCUGGAACCGUAUCCCAGAUUGCUGUUCAACCCAAGCUUCUAAAAAAAACAACCAAGUUUUGGAGACCUGCUGCCUCUGCACUGCGAGCUGUGACAGCAUCGCAAGCCAUUUCCAUCACCCACAUCAGUAAUGAGUUAGUUCCUACUGAGAAAAAGAUGACCUGUGCUGACAUGCCUUGCUUCAAUGGAGUUCCCUGUGAGCCCACACAAUUUGGGAGCUUUAAAUGUGGACGAUGUCCUUUUGGAUACACUGGUGAUGGUGUAACAUGCAAAGCUAUAUGCAGGUACCCUUGUGGAAAGAAUAUGGAAUGUGCAGCUCCCAACACAUGUCGUUGCAAGCCUGGUUACACAGGGUAUAACUGUCACAUAGCAAUCUGUCGGCCUGAUUGCAAAAACAGAGGGAAAUGCAUCAAACCAGAUGUGUGUGAGUGUCCCCAUGGAUACAAUGGCCUGACCUGUGAAGAUGCUCUCUGUAUUCCACCCUGUGAACAUGGUGGAUCUUGUAUAACCAGAAAUACCUGCUCUUGCCAUUAUGGGUUUGUGGGCCCAAGAUGUGAAACAAUGGUUUGCAAUAGACACUGUCAGAAUGGCGGGAAGUGUAUUUCCCCUGAUGUGUGUAAAUGUAAGGAUGGUUGGUCGGGACCCUCAUGUGAAACAGCUGUUUGCACCCCUGUAUGUCUUAAUGGCGGAAUUUGUGUUCGACACAAUAUAUGCAUCUGUCCUCGUGGUUUCUAUGGACUUCACUGUCAGAGUGCUGUUUGCAGUCCCCCCUGCAAGAAUGGUGGUCACUGCAUGAGAAACAAUGUGUGCUCCUGUCCUGAUGGCUAUACGGGAAGAAGAUGCCAGAAGAGUGUCUGUGAACCAAUGUGCAUGAACGGAGGGAAAUGUGUGAGCCCAGAUAUCUGUGAUUGUCCGUCAGGUUGGAAAGGAAAGCGAUGCAAUCAACCAAACUGUCUGCAAAAGUGCCAGAAUGGUGGAGAAUGUGUGGGAGCGAAUACCUGUCACUGUCAGCCUGGCUGGGAAGGCGUGCUGUGUCAAAUCCCUAUCUGCGAGCAGAAAUGUUUGUUUGGAAGUAAGUGCAUCAGACCAAAUGUGUGUGCCUGCAGGAGAGGAUACAUGGGCUUAGCCUGCGCCAGAAAGCUUCCAAUUGGACAAGGAUAAUGAGCCUGAAGUGUCAAAGCUGCUUAUUCUGACCUGCGAUAGGUUAUAAUGGUGGAUCGCGCAGUGAAAUUGGGUGAAGAAAAUAUCACUGUGUGUGUACAUUUUCGUAUCAGUAUAUCUCAGAGAAAUGUCCUGCAAAACAAA
Messenger RNA from Rhincodon typus (whale shark), 5798 nucleotides. Its product is annotated as von Willebrand factor D and EGF domain-containing protein-like. Lineage: Eukaryota; Metazoa; Chordata; Chondrichthyes; Orectolobiformes; Rhincodontidae. Gene Ontology annotation, biological process: anatomical structure development. The transcript has 31 exons. The record is from RefSeq and is a predicted model, not a curated record. Gene Ontology annotation, molecular function: signaling receptor binding; calcium ion binding. Gene Ontology annotation, cellular component: cell surface; extracellular region. Bases 174 to 5654 code for a protein of 1826 amino acids.